This is a messenger RNA of Eimeria necatrix, 598 nucleotides long. RefSeq names its product DNA replication licensing factor, putative. The annotation marks the transcript as partial. NCBI's taxonomy places the organism in Eukaryota, Apicomplexa, Conoidasida, Eucoccidiorida, Eimeriidae. The transcript is spliced from 3 exons. The record is from RefSeq and is a predicted model, not a curated record.
GGACGACGAACGCGAGGCCCAGGCCUUCUUCGCCGCAGGCCUCGACCCCGACGCCCUCGAGGAGUCGUUGAUAGCCCCCGAGGGGUCUGUGGGGAGUUUUGGCCGCGAGGCGAAGGCGCGGCGGGCGGCGGAGCGGCGGCUGCGUGCGCGGGAUCGGGCCCGGGAUCGAUCCCGGGAUCGAUCCCGCGCGGGGAUCGCCUGGGAUCGCCUCCUCCAAGAAGAUGAAGAAGAAGCAGCAGAGAUGCAGCGGCUGCUGCAGCGCGUGCAGCAGCGGCGGCAGCACUUGGCAGCAGCAGCAGCACAAGGCGAAGCCAUAAACCUCCGAGACCUGCAGCAGGCCAAAGCAACUGACAAGCAAAGCCUCGCUGUCGACGUGCGGCAUCUUCUCUUCGUUUCUGAGCAGCUCGUCAGGUGGAUUGAGCUGCACCCCACGCCAGCAAUACAGGUAGCUGCAGCAGCAGCAGCAGCAGCAGCAGCAGCAGCAGCAGCAGCAGCAGCGGGGGUAGGGGUAGUGGCGCCGGCAGCAGUUGGCGAACGCCAACAGAACGAGCGGCAGCAGCAGCAGCAGCAGCAGCAGCAGCAGCAGCAGCAGCACUAA